Messenger RNA from Saccharomycodes ludwigii, 1158 nucleotides. It is a transcript of the gene SMM1, whose product is annotated as tRNA-dihydrouridine(20) synthase (NAD(+)). Lineage: Eukaryota; Fungi; Ascomycota; Saccharomycetes; Saccharomycodales; Saccharomycodaceae. Gene Ontology annotation, molecular function: flavin adenine dinucleotide binding; tRNA dihydrouridine synthase activity. The transcript has a single exon. Gene Ontology annotation, biological process: tRNA dihydrouridine synthesis. The record is from RefSeq and is a predicted model, not a curated record. Bases 1 to 1158 code for a protein of 385 amino acids. Gene Ontology annotation, cellular component: cytoplasm.
AUGGUUGUUUAUACCAGCAAGUUAUGUUUAGCCCCUAUGGUUAGGGCGGGUGAAUUGCCUACAAGAUUAUUAGCCUUAAGAUAUGGUGCUGAUUUGGUAUGGGGACCAGAAAUAAUUGAUAAAAAGUUAGUUCAAUGCAAAAGAGUAGUCAAUAAUACAUUAAAUACUAUUGAUUUCGUGGCUCCAAACAAUAAUAAAAAUGGUGAUUCUAAUAUCGUCGUCUUUAGAACGUAUCCUAAAGAAGAAAGUGGUAAAUUGAUUUUUCAACUAGGAACCUCCACACCAAGCAUAGCCGUUGAGGCAACUUCAAAAAUUAUAAAAGAUGUUGAUGGAAUUGAUGUCAACGCAGGUUGCCCUAAACAUUUUUCUAUUCAUUCAGGUAUGGGAGCUGCAUUGUUAAAGACUCCAGACAAGUUGUGUACCAUUCUAAAAGAAUUAGUGGAAAAAAUUGGUAAUCCAAAUAAUAAACCUAUAAGCGUUAAAAUAAGAAUUCUAGAUCACAAGGAAGAUACUUUGAAUUUAGUAGAAAAAUUAUGUCAAACGGGUAUCAAAAAUCUAACAGUCCACUGCAGAACACCAAUAAUGAGGAAUAGGGAACUCCCCAUUAGAGAUUAUAUACCAUUUAUCUUUGACAUUUGUGAAAAAAAUGGUGUAAGCUUAAUAAUGAACGGUGGAUUGAAAAAUCGCAAACAUUUUUUCGAAAUUAAAGAAAAAAUGAAAUUAAACAAUAAAAUUGGCGGAAUGUUUGCUGACUGUGCUGAAGCUAAUCCGAGUAUCUUUAGUGAAUCACCGCUCUAUUGGUUCCAAGUCGUAAAGGAUUACAUUGAGGUUGCCAAUCAAUUUGAUCAUUCUGUUCACAAUGUUAAAUAUUCUUUGACAAGAAUUAUACCUGGCAAGUCCAAAUUGUAUCAGCUUAUAACGAGAAGUAAAUCCUUAAAAGAAAUUAACUACAUUUUAACAAAUUACAUUCUAGAUAACAAAACUGGCGAAGCUGAUAAAGUAAAUGCUGAAAAGUAUUUAGAUGAAUGCAGAGAAAAGGAAAAAAUAGUCAAACAAGAAUUGAAUAAACUCAAACAAGAACAAGCAAAGCAUAAGCUUGUUCCAGAUAUCGUGAAUGCUACUAAUAAUCUUAAAGCUAAUAAAAGGCAUAAAACUUAA